CCUUGGUAAGAACACACACGCGCACUGGCCUUGCGAGUUUCCCGCUGUAGUACGUAUUUUUCACCGUUUUCAUUUUCGCAAGUCUACCGAUUAGUCAUCAGUGGUGAAGCGUUGGGAUAAUAAAGAGAACCGAUACAGAGCUCCCCCCCUCCCCGUCACAUGUGUGAACAUAUCGUGAAAUAGGGCAGGAACAGCGACACACAAGCAAAACGCACCCAAAACCGUGAACCUUAAAAUCUUAUCGAUUUUUUUUUCUCCAAUUCGUUUGACUUGCUUCUCCCGCUUCCACACUUCAUCACCCUUACCAUCUCAUACCACAUCCACACAGUGCAUACGUCGGACGAUAACCAUUAGUGUGUACUGCUGGGCAACGGUGGCAACGACGGGAGUGCGCGCCUCGAGAUCCCUUCAUCGCAUCAUGCACUGUUCAUUAUUUCAUAACAUUGGCCACGAUAACAAUUACUCAUCGCUGCUGCAUUGUUGUGCGGAGGAGAAGGAGGUGCAGCUGAUUCAAUGUGUGGCCGAGCUCGUCAGCAGCGUGAACAGUUCGGUGGAGCUUGUUGCGAACCGUGUCGAAAUCGACGACGCUAACCACUGUCUUAUAAAAGGGAAGCGUUCCUGAUCACGGCCACCCAAUAUAGAAACACUGGGGUGUUCCGGUUGCCAGCUCUAAUAAUAAGCGAGAGCGCGCGCACACGCUUCCUGUGCAAACCCACCCUCCCUCUCGAAACCAUCCCCAGAUCCUUUCCAUAGCGUCCCCUUACUGGAGUUGGCGAGUGUUAGUUUCCGAAUUGCUGAAACGAAGUGUGCGCUUGUGUGUGAUUAUUUGUAAUUAAUUCGCGUAAAAGGCUAAAACUCUGCCCAAGUCCAUAUCAGGGGAGAAAAAUAAAAACGCUUUCCUCCGUAUAGAGUGAUAUCAGUGAAUUUGUGAAUUUGUGUGUGUGUGUGUAUGUUGUUUCCGGGAAAGCCUUUUUGUAGGUGGGUUAGAACACAGCUGCAUCCGUUUUGCGGAAGGGUAGUUGAGAAAGCGAAUAGGGAGUGAUUUUCAUCUUUCAAACUUAGACAGGAAGAAACUUCUCCAUCUCAAGCUCUCGUCAAUCAGCCACGAGUCGAGGAAUUAAAAUCACACCAGUACACGACAGACGUACGCAAUCAACCAUGCCACGAAAUAAGAAAAAACACGCAGCCGAGCAGAGCAAUGAUCUGUCCGACGACGAAACGUCGAACGAUAAUGCGAGUACGUACUCGUGCCAUUCGGAGACGCAGCUAGGCGACGGUGGCGGUCCGAACGGUAGCGUCGAGUCUAGCGAACCGGGCGAAUCGGCCGGUGUGGAGAAGUACGAGGAGAAGCUGCUGCAGGCGAUCGAGAACGCGUCCGACAAGGCGCAGCAGACGCGCAUCAAUGCGUUCCAGACGAUCAACGAGGUACUGGUGCACCACUACAUCCCGGACUUUCUGGAGGACCGGAAGGUGACGGUGAUGGACGCGGUGGAGAAGUCGCUCCGGCGCGGCAAGGGUGUGGAGCAGUCCUGGGCCGCCCGCAUCAUACCGCUGCUGGUGAUCCAGAUCGAGGCGCUCGAGGACAUUGUCGAGCUGGUGACGGUGCUGAAGCCGGUCUUGCUGAGCACGGUCCAGGACGGGUCGGCGGCGUACGAUGCGCGAGCCAAGUGCUGUGCGGCGCUCGGGCUGCUGUGCUUCGUCGGGGUGGACGAUCUGGGUGAGAUACUGCCAUUGAUGAAGGUGCUGCACAGCAUUUUCGCUGGUAGCUUUCUGAAAGGCGACAACAGCCCGAGCGGUGCGAGCAGUGAGGCCGGUGCGCUGCACAGCGCAGCUCUGAGCGCGUGGUCGUUGCUGCUGACGCUGCUGCCGCCGGGCGAGUUUGUAGCACUGCUGGGCGGCAGUGCCGGUGCCGGUGUGGUACCGUCCGUCCGCCAGCUGGUCGGUAUGAUGCAGAGCCCGAUAUUGGAGGUACGCAUGGUGGCCGGUGAAACGCUCGCGCUGAUGUUCGAGCUCGGCCGGCAUCAUGACGACGAGUUCCUGGAGGAGGAGCUGCCCGACCUGAUCGAGGCGACCCAGAAGCUGGCGACCGAUGCCCACAAGUACCGGGCGAAGCGGGACCGCAAGGUGCAGCGAGCCACGUUCCGCGACGUACUACGGUAUCUGGAGGAGGACAUUUCGCCCGAAAUCAGCAUCAAGUUCGGGCGGCAGCUACUCGUGCUGGACACGUGGGCCAUCCAUCAUCAGUACACUUGCCUGCGGACCGCGCUCGGGUUCGGCAUGAAUGUGCAUCUGGCGGAAAACGCGUUCGUGCGCGAGGUGCUCCAGCUCGGCCCAAAGGUGGACGAACCGAGGCGCCCGUACCGGUCGGAGAAGGCGGAACAGCGGUUUAUCAAUGCGGCGGCGUUCAAGGCGCGCACGAUUUCGCGCGGCAAGAAUCGAGACAAGCGUUCGUUUGCACUUAACUAAAGCGGAUAGCGCUGCGCUUGGACGUUUGCGCUGUUAAGGAUUUUCUGGGAACGAUUGCGCAGGAUGUGCCACUUUAAAGCCGCACCUGUUGCUCUCUCUCUCUCCCUGCCUAAUAAUUGUCAUAAUUAACAGGGAUUGGUGUUUGGAGGUAGCACACCGGGGAUGGUCGUCCUCCGAAAUGCCAACUCACCUAGAUAAUUGUUACGAUGCCGUCACUGGACACACAAUCAAGGGGUCGAACAUUUGGCUUAGCUCGAUUAUUUUCUUUUAGUUUUUGCUAUACUGUUGCAGGUAAUAGGUUUAGUGGUUCAUCUCGUCCCUCCUCAUCCCGUCAGAUUUACGAGUACCUUCGAACCCACGCGAAGGUGAAAAAUAGCAAAGCUGUGAGCGGCGAGAUUGUUAAGAAGGUGAAGUUGUGAUUUUUGUUUUGUUAAAGAUGUUUACCGAUAGAAAAAAGGAAAAGCAACAGUGCUCAUCGGUUGCCUACACCUUCGAUGCGAAUUGAAACAUUUGCUCGUGGCCAAGUUGGCGGCUGUAUAUUUGCACUAAAAAAAAGAAAAAAUAACUCCACCCUCCUCGUGGCUCCUUUCUGCAUCACCAAUCUCUUCCUCCACUAAACACUCCCGCACGCGUAUGUGCUUUCCUUUGCCUCUUCACAUAUAUUAGCCCGUUAAAGAAAAUUAGCAAAUUGACUAGAUGCUAACACAGACGACUAGACGAGGCGAUGUAGUUAGCGAGCGAGCGAAAACAAGAAGGUAACUUUUCCCACAUCCGAAUAAGCGUCCGUUGCAAGUUUUUCGUUAACGUGUGUGUGUGUUAGGAACAAAAUGAUAAAAAUACAAGCAGCGACAGAAAGUGAGAUGAAAUAUGUUCUCUAAAACAUUUGUGUAAAUAAUCGAUUCUAACGGUGGUAAAUAGCAAAAAAAAAAAGAAAAAAUAAAGAUUAUCAAUGGCAGAUGCGGGGCACUAGUCCAGGAGCAAAAGAAAUGUGCACGCGCGUUUGUAGGACUCCUUGAUAAUUAAACAAUUGAAUCAAUGCUAAAGCACGAAACGCUACAAUAGGAAGAGAAGAGGGAACGACAUUGCGAACCUACGAUUUGAAUAUGUAUCGGAAAAUGCUCAUUAAAAUUUAUCUUACGGGACGGAUAAAAACCAAA
Messenger RNA from Anopheles gambiae (African malaria mosquito), 3623 nucleotides. It is a transcript of the gene Ifrd1, whose product is annotated as interferon-related developmental regulator 2. NCBI's taxonomy places the organism in Eukaryota, Metazoa, Arthropoda, Insecta, Diptera, Culicidae. The transcript has 3 exons. The coding region runs from base 1159 to 2466 and encodes 435 amino acids. The record is from RefSeq and is a predicted model, not a curated record.